UUCUUUUUUAUCUGCUUGCAUUCCCCGCUCCCUCCAAAGAAAAUAUUUGCCGCUGUUGACUACCAUGGCGAGAAUUUGGCUUGUAACAGGCUCCUCACGGGGACUCGGCCUCGCCUUGGUUGAGGCCAUUCUCACUUCUGGGGAUUCCGUCAUCGCGACAGCUCGAAACAAGGACCAACUUAGCCACCUGGUCCACAAGUACGGCUCCGACCGAGUCCUUACAGCGGCUCUCGACGUCACAGAUAACGAUCAAGUCCUUCGUGUGGUAGAAAAUGGCCACAAAACGUUUGGCCGCAUCGAUCUAGUUGUGAACAACGCAGGCUACGGCGAGACGACAUCGAUUGAGGAUUUCGACCCCGAAGCGUUCAGGGCGCAGAUCGACACGAAUCUCUUCGGCGUGGUCAAUGUCACUAAAGCCGUGCUCCCCAUUAUGCGUCAACAGAAGUCUGGACAUAUCCUACAAGUCUCCUCGGUUGGCGGGAGAGUUGGGUCACCCGGCCUUGGAGCGUACCAGGCUGCAAAAUGGGCCGUUGGAGGCUUUUCAACUGUCCUCGCCAAAGAAGUUGCACCGUUCGGCAUCAAAGUCACUGUUCUAGAGCCGGGCGGUAUAAAGACAGAUUGGGCAGGAUCAUCCAUGGUCCAAAGCCCAAUCAGUGAGCCAUACCAGCAAACUGUCGGUGCAUUCAAAGAUUUGAGAAUGCGUUAUAUCGACAACGGGUCCGAGCCUGAAAAGAUUGCAGACGCCAUCUUGCACAUCUCUAGGGUUGACAACCCGCCGCUUCGACUUUUGCUUGGUCCGGAUACUGUUCAGUUGGCGAAGACAGCCUCGGAUGAAUUGGCUGCAUCGGAUGAGAAAUGGAGAGAUGUAACAAUGCUAUCUGUUUAGAUCAGUAAAGCAUGACCUAGUCGCAGAUAGUCAGAAGAACCAAGUCUAUGGCACUCAUUUUAUUCACUCCAGGUUUCGACGUCACGAUGAAUUUCAAGACGAGGGGCGGG
Molecule: messenger RNA, 996 nt
Organism: Ilyonectria robusta
Lineage: Eukaryota; Fungi; Ascomycota; Sordariomycetes; Hypocreales; Nectriaceae
Exons: 1
Coding region: 65-886 (273 amino acids)
Source: RefSeq, a predicted model, not a curated record